AUGAAGAUAUCGGGCCGAACAUUUGUGAUAUCAGGCGGGGCAUCCGGCCUCGGCCGCGCAACAGCCGUUGAGCUCAACAAGGAGGGCGGCAACAUCGCGAUCCUCGACCUCAACGAGGAUGCGGGCGCCGAGCUGGUGAAGCAGCUGGGCGGGCCGUCGAGGGCCAAGUUCUUUGCAGUGGACGUCACCGACACGGAGAGCAUAGCUGCCGCUGUCAAGGGCACGGCGGAGUGGGUUCACGAGACGGGCAAGCCAUUGGGUGGGAUAAUUCCCGCUGCUGGGGUCGGGAAUCCAGCACUGAUCCUCGACGGCAAGAACCGGCCCCUGAGCCUAGAAUCCCUAGACUUCGUCCUCAGCAUCAACCUCCGCGGCACAGUCGACCUAGUGCGACAGUUCCUCCCGCAGCUAUCGCGGUCACCACCCUUCGUGACCCCCUCCAAGGACAAGGAGCACGGCGUGGUGGUGAUGGUCUCGUCGGCGGCCGCCUUCGACGGGCAGAUGGGCCAGGUGUCGUACGCAGCAUCCAAGGGCGCCGUGGCGUCCAUGACCCUGCCGAUGACGAGGGAUCUCUCGCGACACGGUAUCCGCGUCGUAACUGUCGCGCCGGGGACAUUCGAGACGCCCAUGACCAGUGUACUGAGCGACAAGGUUCGGACCAGCCUCGAGAAGGCGAUGGAGUUCCCCAAGCGGGGCGGGACGGCGGAGGAGUUCGCGGCGCUAACGAAGCAUAUCAUUGAGAAUGUCAUGCUGAACGGAUGUGUGAUUCGUUUGGAUGGGGGAGCGAGGAUGCCCAGUCGCCUGUGA
Messenger RNA from Diaporthe amygdali, 804 nucleotides. Its product is annotated as 3-hydroxyacyldehydrogenase type-2. The transcript is spliced from 3 exons. NCBI's taxonomy places the organism in Eukaryota, Fungi, Ascomycota, Sordariomycetes, Diaporthales, Diaporthaceae. The coding region runs from base 1 to 804 and encodes 267 amino acids. The record is from RefSeq and is a predicted model, not a curated record.